Polypterus senegalus (gray bichir) is the source of this 2143-nucleotide messenger RNA. It is a transcript of the gene nsun5, whose product is annotated as NOP2/Sun RNA methyltransferase 5. The coding region runs from base 48 to 1421 and encodes 457 amino acids. Gene Ontology annotation, biological process: rRNA base methylation. The transcript is spliced from 10 exons. The record is from RefSeq and is a predicted model, not a curated record. Gene Ontology annotation, cellular component: nucleolus. Gene Ontology annotation, molecular function: methyltransferase activity. Lineage: Eukaryota; Metazoa; Chordata; Cladistia; Polypteriformes; Polypteridae.
GCGCUACAAGAAGUAGACACGUGGGUUUUGUUAUUUGGAGUGCAAGCAUGUCAGUGUACGCGAAAGCCGCGGAUAUUCUGGAAAGACUGGAGAGGAAUGAGGCAGCGGUGAAGACGCUCGUAUACAACAGUGGAUUUCGGAACAUCAAACAGCUGUAUGCCUUAGUCUGCAACACGCUUAAAUAUUCUGAUGUUCUUGAAGAGGUCAUCUCUGGCACCAGUCUGGUGAAAGAAAAAAAGGUCAAAGUGAACAUUGUCAAGGUGCUGGUAUAUGAUCACCUAUUUGGCCGGGGACUUAAAUGCGGGGGUGGAUGGAAAAAUCUGAUUAUGAAGCACCAUGUGAGAUUGCAAGCAUCACUUGCAAAGCUUAAAGUUAAAAGGAAGGUCUGCCAAAAUGAAGAUCUCCUUCAAAAAUCAGUUAGUGAAAAUCAAGGUAGGCCUCUGCCACGUUACGCCCGUGUCAACACUCUCAAAACAACUGUAGAAGAUGCAAUUGACUACCUGAAACGAGAUGGCUUUACCUAUCAAGGGCAGGCUAAAAGCCUGGAAGACCUUGGGCUACUAUCUGGAAAGAACUUCUGUUCAGAUUUGCACCUUCCAGAUCUCCUUGUGUUCCCAAGUAACACAGAUCUUCACGCUCACUUCCUGUACCAAGCUGGCCACAUCAUACUUCAAGACAAGGCCAGUUGCCUUCCAGCAUACCUCUUACGCCCGCCCCCUGGGGCCCAUGUGAUUGAUGCCUGUGCCGCUCCUGGGAACAAGACUAGUCAUCUGGCUGCUCUUAUGAGUAAUCGUGGGAAGCUAUUUGCCUUUGACCUUGAUCCCAAACGACUGUCUACUAUGAGCACGCUCUUGCUUAGGGCAGGAGUUACAUGUCAGGAGCUGGCUCAUGUGGAUUUUCUAAAGGUCAAUCCAGAGGACCCCAAGUAUAGUCAAGUGGAAUAUAUUCUCCUUGACCCAUCAUGUAGUGGGUCAGGUAUUGUAGGUCGAUUGAAUGAGCUUACUGAUACCCCUGCUUCAUCUUCAGAGGAGCGUUUGCAAGCCCUUGCGAGGUUCCAGCAGCUGUGCCUGGCACAUGCUCUUCGCUUCCCUUGUUUAAAACGUCUGGUUUACUCAACAUGCUCAUUGCAUUCUCAAGAGAAUGAGGAUGUUGUAGCCGCAUGUAUGCAACAGCAUGAAAAAAGCUUCAGGCUUGUGGCAUUGCUCCCAGAAUGGCCGGAAAGGGGCCGUGCUCCACUAACACAAUGUCUAAGAGCAAGCCAAAGCAAAAUGCUCACCAAUGGCUUUUUUGUGGCCAUGCUGGAAAAGAAGGAUUCUGAAGAGAAAGCGCAGCCUCAUGAACUAAUCUCUUCUCCGGCUUCGGCGGAAAAAAGGAAGGUGGCUACUGGUAACGCUGUCUCCAAGAAGAGGAGAAGGAAAUAGAAAAUAUGAGCCAUCCAGAACAAAAAGAGCCCGGCGAUAUUUGAAAUUACUUGAUCAGAGCUUUCUCUGGUUGUUUGUUCAACCUGAAGCCUGCAUAAGAAGAUUUGAGAGAUGUUACCCUUUUCACUUGUUGAGGAUUUUGAAAGUUGCAGAAAGAUGCCAGCUGUAAGGAAUCGUUGCAUUCUUCAAAGUCUCAAGCUUUUAAUGGAAGACUUAACAGUAAUGGAUAAAAAAUUAUUUUAAGGAAGCUGAACCAAUACCUUAAUUAAGGGUGAUGAAAUUCCUGUUGGUAUACAAAUCAACACUUCUGUGGUCUGUAUGAAUAUUUUAUAGUUUUGAGGACAAAUAAUGUAUUCUUAAAGACUUUCAUGUAUUCAUACAUUCAUUACUUGAACCCACUAACGCACUUUUCACAUUAUUUUUAAAUGCUGAAGAUUUUCUCCACACACUUUGACUUAUGUGGAAAUUGGUAUGAUGCUGAUUUGAGAGUGCCAAAUUUAUUUUUGUGCCUCGUCCAUCUGGAACUGAAAAACUCCACCAUACAAAAAUGCAUUCUUCUUUAAGGUAACGGCUCUACAGCAAUACAAGAAUAAAUGGCCAUUUUACCGGUUGUAAUCUAUUUAUAUAAUUCAUAUGCAGACACUGUACAUCCUGCCUCAUGACUGAUGUUGCAGUGCAAUGUAUACUGCUCCAAAAAAUUAAAGGAACACGUUUAAAUCAGA